AAUACGCCUGAUCACCACUGGACGUCAGUAGAUUCCAGGUUGAAACUACAGUAGACUGUUUUUCCGUUGAAAAGUGAAACUAUCAAGAAAACGUAGUUCAGACAGAAGUUUCUCAGACGGCGUGAAGGAUGUGUGCUGCUAAAAUGACAGAAGGGAGCUUGCAUGUGGAAUCCUGCAAGGCCCCUAUGUUUUACAGACAAGCUGAACCGGCCACAGGUGAAGUACAUCUGUCUGUCCUGCUUCUGCACGGCAUCCGUUUCUCAUCUGAGAACUGGCUCAAUAUAGGAACACUGGAGACAUUGGCCAAAGCUGGCUGUCGUGCAGUGGCCAUCGACCUACCAGGUUUUGGCCAAUCUAAGUCAGCAGUAGCCCCCUCUGCUGUAGGAGAGCUGGCCCCUGGUGGGUUCCUGAAGCAGGUGUGUGAGGCACUGGGGAUGGGGCCAGUGGUGGUGGUCAGUCCCUCCCUGAGUGGCAUGUACUCCCUGCCCUUCCUCUUCCAGCACGAGGCUCUGGUCCGGGCUUACAUCCCGGUGGCUCCCAUCUGCACUGAGAAAUUCACAGCAGAGCAGUACAGCAGCAUACAGACUCCAUCUUUGAUUGUCUAUGGAGACCAGGAUGCUCAGCUUGGAGAGGUUUCUCUGAACAACCUGAGGAAGCUAGCCAAUCACAAGGUUGCGGUGAUGAAAGGAGCAGGACAUCCGUGCUACCUGGACGACCCGGCCACGUGGCACAGAGUUCUCACUGACUUUCUCAAUACGUUGUGAUGUUGUUCAGUGUCUUUGGGAUAUCUGUCCAUGGAUGCAGCCAUAUACGGCCAUUCCUAAUCCAACACUCCCGGCAUUUAGUUAUAUAAACAAAAUUGACACUGUAUGUUGUUUGUUAAUUUGUCAAAAGCUAGUCUAGAUUAUUAUUAUUAUUUUUUAAUCAAAGAUUAGCGUGUGGUGUUUUGGAGGCCUGUAACUGUGGUUACAACUCGUUAUGCUCUUGCUGAUAUACUGUACUUGUACUGUGUGUGUGUGGCCUAUACAGGAUGUAUGUACCUGACAUGAGUCCUGGUAUUACAAAUGCAAAAACAAACACCACACAAUGAAAUGAAGUGAAAAAUAUGAACAUUAUUUAAUAACUGAUUCUCUGUAAUAAACAAUUUGAAAAUAUUUUACAAGGAGUCACAGACACAAUAUUUUACAAAUUUUGCCCUCUUCUUCUUCUUUUUUUUAGCUUCAUCAGUACAAAAGAAUGGAGCGACGUGGACCAAUGCCCAGAGAGAGGGAGCUAAAUCUUCCACGCACACACAUACACUCACACACACCAAAAAUCAAAUCAAAAACGGUUGAUUUCAGAUCUCAAACUUAUCUUCACUUUAUUCCUAUUUUUUACUUCACUUAAAAUUUGACAGAUUUUACUAUUUUUUUGGUAUUUUUUAGAUAUAUAUAUAUAUAUUUUACACAUUUGGCAAACAUGGUCACAUAGCACCAGACUACAGAAUCACAUACGCGUCUUUCCCACAGAGACGCACCUACACGGACACAGCAAGGGUAAGGAGGGGCAGGGGAGGAGCCACGUGAAGACCCUCCCUUUGAGGCUGGCCGUAAAGUAGACCCCUUCCUCUCACCCCAAGCUGUUCCUAUUUAUUUUUUGGGGGGGGCAAAAAGUACAUUUUGCAAACCACAGACCUGUGUCCCUCAGCACACUCUUGUGUCCACUUCUGGGACACACAGACAUACUCAUGAUUCUUUGACCUUCUGUUUGACCACGGUCCCAUGCUGAUCUGUGGAGACCCCACUCCCUGAGCUAGCCUCUGACAUCCCACAAGGGGGAAUAAACAUCCUUGGCUUACUUCAGUCUAGAGCUGAACAUCCCCAAUCUGUGCAUGUGUAGGUAUAACUGUUAGUGUUACAUAUGAAUGUUGCGAUCUACAGAGGGACAAACAAUUGCUGUGAUAGAAUACAAUAGAACUACAAGAGUCAUUUCUAAAAUGGUGAACCCAUACAUUGAAAGGAGCCAAUUACAGAUUCAGAAUAUCUUUUUUUGGCUCAGUCUUUCAUUGAGAUAAUGAUGCAAUUACCUAACAUUUGUCUUGCCAAAAAUGCUAUUGUUCACUGUACAAUACAUUAUGUGUGUAUUUAUGGUUACACAGUAAAGGAGGUUUUGGGGUUUAGGAUGUGUCCACGUUGACAAACUGAGACAGCGAGGAGAAGUGGAGGGAUUUCAGAGUCAACACAGAUUCAGAGUUAAAUAUAAACUAUGAAAGUCCUCCACUCCAACCAGGAAUCAAAGCGGCAUGUGUACAGGAAACUCACAUCCUUUUAUAUAGACGAACGGACACAUGAAAAUCUAAACCCCUUCAAAUUCAGAGCUCAACACUCUGGAUUGGGAAAGUCUUCAGAGAAAAGUAAAUAUUUGAGAGACUCUGUGUGUGUGUGUGCGUGUGCGUGUGUGAGAGAAAGAGAGAGAGAACACUGAAUUAGCGCUUGAUAGAACACUAAGGCAUUAAGAGAGGCUUUGUCACUAUGUUGCCUUAGAAACAGAAAAACACUGACAUAUUAAACAUUCUUUUGAACACCUCUGUGAAUGCAGCUCCCUCAUGACAACAUAUUGAGAAAACCGGUCAGAAGAAAAUGGAUUGGAUCAUUUUUUAACUCCAUAACUACGUCUGAUAUAACACUUCUUCCGUUGGAAUUGGAACAACAAACAGCUACGCUACCACAACUGUCAUUCCCCGUCCCCUCAACCCAGUUUUAAAGACAUUCACUUUGAGGGUUAACACAAACAUACACAAACACAAACGCACAUAUGGUUCAGGCAGAAAUGCAACGAUAGCAGUCAGGUGGCUCUAAAGGUAGAUCUGUGGCCAGUUAAGUUGCUUUAUACUGAUGGUGUAGCUUUAUAGAUGGCCCUGUAAAGGUACUGUACAGCACCGUUAUAUGGUGGCAAUCAGUUAGCCCUGGUACGGUACAGCAGCUAAUAGCCACAGCCAAUUUGGAUGUCUACAUUAAGAUGCAAUAUCCUCCUAGUCAAUAUGGUGUAUAAAGCUACUGUAGACAGAUAGCCAAUAGACUGGCUCUAUAAAAAUCGUGUAGCUCCACAGCCAUUAGGGUGGCUGUUCUAUAAAGGUACUGCACAGUAGCUCUAUAGCCAAUGCUUUCCAAAACAGUGCACCAAGGCACUAUGACAACAGAGAGUGGCUCCUAAACAUGGGAGUUUAAUGACAUUUCACUUCAAAUGGAUCAGAAUGACAUGGAUUACACACCCUGACUGCAGUUCAGUCGUCACCAUAAGUAGUAGUGACCUCUGCUGUAUUUCUUUAUACGGGAAAUGUUAAGCCCCAAUCUCCCAGCAGCAAAUGGUCUGAAGUUAUACAGCAUCUGUCAAAGGUAAUACAAGCUAAGGUCUGCCAAAACCCACCCGCAUCUAAAAUGAGGUGCUUAUAGGCCAGUCGGAAUAGAUAUUUGUUUAUCUGCUGUGGUGGCAACAGUUUAUAAGCGCAUACAAAUACAGUCCUAGGAACAUUAGCGGACAGAGUGGAGCGGCUGUAUGAGGAUUGGCAGAGGGGUUAGCUGUCACUGGGGUCCUACAUCAUCCAUCUGUAGCAGAUGUCAGAAUGUCCAUUGAUCAGAAAGUAUAGUACUGUAUUA
Molecule: messenger RNA, 3635 nt
Organism: Oncorhynchus kisutch (coho salmon)
Lineage: Eukaryota; Metazoa; Chordata; Actinopteri; Salmoniformes; Salmonidae
Gene: abhd14b
Product: abhydrolase domain containing 14B
Exons: 4
Coding region: 129-764 (211 amino acids)
Biological process (GO): positive regulation of transcription by RNA polymerase II
Cellular component (GO): cytoplasm
Molecular function (GO): hydrolase activity
Source: RefSeq, a predicted model, not a curated record